This is a messenger RNA of Onychostruthus taczanowskii (white-rumped snowfinch), 2762 nucleotides long. It is a transcript of the gene MACO1, whose product is annotated as macoilin 1. Gene Ontology annotation, cellular component: rough endoplasmic reticulum membrane. The coding region runs from base 281 to 2200 and encodes 639 amino acids. The record is from RefSeq and is a predicted model, not a curated record. Gene Ontology annotation, biological process: neuronal signal transduction. The transcript is spliced from 11 exons. NCBI's taxonomy places the organism in Eukaryota, Metazoa, Chordata, Aves, Passeriformes, Passeridae.
GUUUUUAAGGGAUCCGUUUGCCUUCACAGAAAUGGUUUCAAAUCUAACACUGAUAACUGAAUAUAAAAUCAGGCUUUAAAUUGCUGUAGGAUUAAAAUACAUCUCAGUUUCGUGGUGUUGCAGUCUGUGUUAAAUGAGGGAACACCUGCAGCCUUCUGAGGAGGGGGAACACCGAAAUUCCUGAGCACCAGGGGCAGGAGAGGACUGCAAAAGGAACAUUCCAGCUGGGAGAAGUUACCUGAGGCAGGACUUCACUGUGUGGGAAUGCACAGGGAGAUGGAUGACUGACACCUUCCUGUACCUGAAGUUCCUGGUGGUGUGGGCCCUGGUGCUGCUGGCAGAUUUUGUGCUGGAGUUCAGGUUUGAGUACCUGUGGCCCUUCUGGCUCUUCAUCAGGAGCGUUUACGAUUCCUUCCGAUACCAGGGCUUGGCCUUCUCAGUAUUUUUUGUGUGUGUAGCAUUCACCUCCAACAUCAUCUGUCUGCUCUUCAUCCCAAUCCAGUGGCUGUUCUUUGCUGCCAGCACCUAUGUGUGGGUACAGUAUGUGUGGCACACAGAAAGAGGUGUGUGCUUACCAACAGUAUCACUGUGGAUACUUUUUGUUUAUAUUGAAGCAGCCAUCAGAUUUAAAGAUUUAAAAAACUUCCAUGUGGACCUUUGUCGUCCGUUUGCAGCACACUGCAUUGGCUACCCUGUUGUGACUUUGGGCUUUGGCUUUAAAAGUUACGUCAGCUACAAGAUGCGUUUGAGGAAGCAGAAGGAGGUGCAGAAGGAGAACGAGUUCUACAUGCAGCUCCUGCAGCAGGCUCUGCCCCCAGAGCAGCAGAUGCUGCAAAGGCAAGAGAGGGAGGCAGAGGAAGCAGCCAAAGGAUUAUCUGAUAUGGAUUCCUCAAUACUCCUGCAGCACAAUGGAGGCAUUCCAGCCAAUAAAAAAAUCUCUGCAACGUUGCCAGAGCUGGAAUAUCGAGAAAAAGGGAAAGAAAAGGACAAGGAUGCAAAGAAACACAACCUUGGAAUAAACAACAACAUUUUGCAACCUGUAGACUCUAAAAUACAAGAAAUUGAAUAUAUGGAAAACCAUAUCAAUAGUAAAAGAUUAAAUAAUGAUCUUGUAGGAAGUACAGAAAACCUCUUAAAAGAGGACUCAUGCACUGCCUCGUCCAAAAAUUACAAAAAUGUCAGUGGGGUUGUGAACUCCUCACCCCGCAGCCACAGUGCAACCAACGGGAGCAUCCCCUCCUCAUCCUCUAAAAAUGAGAAAAAACAGAAAUGUGCCAGCAAGAGCCCGAGCACACACAAGGACUUAAUGGAAAACUGUAUUCCUAAUAACCAGCUAAGCAAACCAGAUGCACUGGUAAGGCUGGAGCAGGACAUCAAGAAGCUGAAGGCCGACCUGCAGGCCAGCAGGCAGGUGGAGCAGGAGCUGCGCAGCCAGGUGAGCUCGCUGAGCUCCGCCGAGCGCGGCGCGCGCGCCGAGACGGGCCAGCUGCGCCAGGAGAACGAGCUGCUGCAGAACAAAUUGCACAACGCUGUACAGAUGAAACAAAAAGACAAACAAAUGAUCAGCCAGCUGGAGAAGAAGCUAAAGGCAGAGCAGGAGGCACGAACCUUUGUAGAAAAACAAUUAAUGGAAGAAAAGAAGAGGAAGAAGUUGGAAGAAGCAACUGCUGCACGAGCUGUGGCCUUUGCUGCUGCUACCAGGGGGGAGUGCACCGAGACCCUGCGCGGCCGUAUCCGCGAGCUGGAGACCGAGUGCAAGAAGCUCAGCCUGGACAUCAAACUGAAGGAGGAGCAGAUCAGAGAGCUGGAAAUCAAAGUGCAGGAGCUGAGGAAGUACAAGGAGAACGAGAAGGACACGGAGGUGCUGAUGUCGGCGCUCUCGGCCAUGCAGGACAAGACCCAGCACCUGGAGAACAGCCUGAGUGCAGAGACCAGGAUCAAGCUGGACCUCUUCUCUGCUCUGGGAGAUGCAAAAAGGCAGCUGGAGAUCGCCCAAGGGCAGAUCCUGCAGAAGGACCAGGAGAUCAAGGAGCUCAAGCAGAAGAUUGCAGAGGUGAUGGCAGUGAUGCCCAGCAUCACCUACACUGCGGCCACCAGCACUCUGAGCCCCGUGUCCCCACACUAUUCUUCCAAAUUCGUGGAGCCCAGCCCCUCUGGACUCGACCCCAACGCCUCUGUGUACCAGCCCCUGAAGAAAUGAGGCAAUGCCGAGGUUCUCUGUGCCCCCGGGGGCCUCUUGCAGUCAAGAUGAAAUUGUUUCGUGUGGGACUGUGUUUGUUGUCAUUUCCAGCAGGAGAAAAGAGCAUUGGCUAGAACUGCCCAUCAGUUUUUCUUGUAAAUUUUUAGGAAACCUCACAGAACUUUGCGAUUUAUUUUCCUCGGCCAACGCAUUAAAAACGAUUCUUGGUUUUUCAAGUAGCCAAUUUUGCCUUUUUAUGUACUCUUGCAUGGUUUCCUCUUGAAAAAAAAAACAAAAAAAAACCACAGGGCUUUGCUUGGUUUUGAACCCUUUCUCCUCAGUUUUUUUUUUUUAUUUUUAUUUAAUGAUCAAAUUGGAUUUGCAGAUUGAUCCAGUGAGGAAAAACCCUUCAGUUUUCCCAGUGAAAGGGUUAAACAACCCAACAAAGCUUUGAUUUAUAGAUGUGUUAAAUGCAAACACGUGGAUGUUGCAGAAGAUAAUUUGAUUUUCCCCCCCUCAAAGGACCAAACAAAUUGCAGGGGCGUUGUUGAAGGGAAGGAAUAAAGACUAGCUGAUGAUGUGA